Molecule: messenger RNA, 1797 nt
Organism: Volvox carteri f. nagariensis
Lineage: Eukaryota; Viridiplantae; Chlorophyta; Chlorophyceae; Chlamydomonadales; Volvocaceae
Exons: 9
Coding region: 1-1797 (598 amino acids)
Molecular function (GO): protein binding
Source: RefSeq, a predicted model, not a curated record
AUGAGAAGGGGCUUUGGGCCUGGGAGGCCCGGUAAAAAAUCAGGGUCAGAGACGUGCACUGGCGAGCCCUCUGCCCGCCAACUUGCAGAUGAGGCCGACAGCUUGCAACAGCAAGGGGAGCGAAGGAAAGGCCUGCAAGCUGCAGCUAAAUUUGAGGCGGCAGCUUUCAAAUACCAGCAAGCUCUUGAGGCCUUGGUCCGGCAGCAGCAGCGGCAGGGCUUAAGCAUUGCCCCCCAAGAAAAUGCGUCAACACCCUCGCAUUCUAUGGGCGAAGGCCGCAGCUCUAUUGCCUCCUGGGAGGAGGCUAUCGACAUGAGAUCCAGCCUGGCCGAGUGCCACCAAAUGCUGGGGGAGGCGUUGAUGGCAGCGGCGGCUGCACGGCUGGAUGCGGAGCUCACACCAGAUGUGGAGCGUCAGGCCGCCGUGACUGCCAUGCAGCGCCUGACGAUUGCAUUGCGGCACUACGCGUGCUGCCAUCCGGCUGCCGUACUGACGGUCCAAGAACCCACAGCCGGCAGCGGCGGCACUGCUUCUGCUGCGGCAUCGCUGCCGGCGGCUUUUGCGGCGGCGGCAGCGGCGGCCACUGCCGCCGCCGCGGUGGCAGCGGCGUUGCCGGCGGAGGUUUCCGUUAACGCGGGCAAUUGCAUGUCAUCGUUGGCCGAAGUUUUGGAGGAGGAAGCGGGCAUCGCGGUGUUGGCGUCGCCGCUGACGGAAUGUCUGUCAAUGUACGACAUGACGUUGCGCUGCUACCGCUCAGCGGCGGCAUGCUACAGAUCGGCUAUCGCGCGUGAGGAAGACGCCCUUACCCUGAGCAACCUGGGUGAUGUGCUCGUCCAAAGCGGCACGUGUCUGCACGACAUCGCCCGUUUGGUCCGGGACGCGGAUCCCGAUGAGGCCGUGAAGGCGUUACAGCUGUUUAGUCCGCCGCCAGCGGCAGUGGCGGCAGGGGAGCAAGCGCCUCCGCUUCUGCCAUCACCGUUGGAGUGGGUGAUGGCGCGCGAGGCGGAGUCUCAGUCCGACUUUUCGGCAGCUAUAUCGUCGUACGAGGCCGCCUGUUCCAUGAGUGACUCCACGCAGGGUGACGAUCUCCCGGGGCUGCUGUGCAACUGGGGCGCCGGGCUGCGCAGCCUGGCCACCUGCCUGCAGGAUCCCGCUGCGCGUCUGCCCCUCCUGGAGCAAGCCGCCGCGCGGUUGGCCCAGGCGGCGUCAUUUGAUCGGGGGGAUCCCGCGCCGCUGCGUAGUCUGGGGGACACGCUGGCAGCGGCGGGUGAGGCGGCAGAGGCGCUCGCCACAUCCUCUGAUGAUGCCGCAGCCGUACGGCAUUGGUACGACGUGGCGACGGCGCAUCUGCAGGCGGCGCUGGAACGCGGCUACGCCGCUGCUUUGGCGCUGCGGAGGGACGACCCUGAGGCCCUGGUGUGUUCGGGGGAGGUGCACCUGGCCUUGGCAAGGCUAGCGCGGAAGAGCUCCAAGGAGGCAGCAGCCGCGGCUGCAGUCUCCGCCGGCGGCAAUAGCGACGCUGAUGCAGCGGUGCAGCGGCACGCGGCGGCGGCGGCGGCGGCGCUUCAGUCGGCUGUAGUUCGCCCUGAGCGGCUGGGGGGCUGGCGACAGCGCUGCGAUGUGCGAUACAACCUGGCGUGUGCGUUGGCCUUGGCGGGUCGUCACCAGGAAGCUCAUCAGCUGCUGACGGCGCUGCUGAGCUGCGGUGCCGUACGGCCAUCCGAGCUAGUACGUGACGUGGAUUUGGAAGCCGUACGGCACCUGCCCUGGUUCCAAGCGCUGCUAACUGCCUCAUAA